Molecule: messenger RNA, 2173 nt
Organism: Chanos chanos (milkfish)
Lineage: Eukaryota; Metazoa; Chordata; Actinopteri; Gonorynchiformes; Chanidae
Gene: tmcc1a
Product: transmembrane and coiled-coil domain family 1a
Exons: 5
Coding region: 133-1995 (620 amino acids)
Cellular component (GO): endomembrane system
Source: RefSeq, a predicted model, not a curated record
AGCCAAAAGGUUUUAGUUGGAGGUUUGCAGUCCUCUGGGGCCAAGAGGUUUUGGUUACCCAGGUCAGGGAUCAGAAAGAGCCACCUAUCCAAACACACCCACUCUAAAACUACCCAUAAUGCACUUGGAGGCAUGGGAAUUCUGGGUAAGGGGCUGAAGCAUCUCUUCCAGCCUCAGUCCAAACGCAAGUCAUGCUCCACGUUGCCCAGCACAUCUUCUCUCUCCUCUUCCUCCUCCUCCUCUUUCUCUCCUCUUUGGUGUCCUGACCGUGAUUCUGCAGAGGUCACGCCUGACCGUGACCCUGAGGCUCACCUUGCAUCUGACCUGUUCUCCGGUUGGGCUCCCCCUGCAGCUGUGACCGCUCGACGUAAAAGCGUCCCGUCCUCCACCAUGAAGCGAGGGACCAGCUUGUCCAGCCGGAAGUCCAAAGCUUCUGAACUCCACCCGAGAGGCAGUCCCCAGAACCCGCGUCACGUCACUCACGACCCAGCGCAGCAAAUGGACCACGCCCGAGCCUCUGCCACGGAGACCUUCCCUAGCCCUGUCUCCUGUGACACGCCCCUCAGUCCAGGAGAGCCAUGCACCGAGGAGAUGGACAACAAGAUUGAGAGGUUGGAGGGGGGAGGACUUGGCCAGGGUGCACUUGCAGUGUCAUGUGGAAGCGAUGGUUCAUUUGCAGGGUCAGAAGAAGCUACUUUGGAUCCCCAGCGGACACGGCAGGUGAUAGCGCAGCUGCAGCAGAAGAUCCUGAAGCUGACGGAGCAGCUGCGUAUCGAGCAGACAGCGAGAGAUGAGAAUGUGGCCGAGUACCUCAAACUGGCCAACAACGCCAGUGACAAGCAGCAGAGCACAUGCAUCAAACAGGUGUUUGAGAAGAAGAAUCAGAAGUCUGCCCAGAGUAUUGCUCAGCUGCAGAGGAAGCUGGAGCACUACCACCGGCGUUUACGCGAGGCCGAACAUAACGGCAUCCAGCGCCAGCCCAAAGACGUGCUGAGGGACAUGCAGCAGGGCCUGCGAGACGUGGGCGCUCGGGUCUCGGGCUUCAGCGAGGGCGUGGUGGACAGCGUGAAGGGCGGCCUGUCCAGCUUUUCUCAGGCUACCCACUCAGCAGCUGGAGCGGUGGUCUCCAAACCCCGCGAAAUCGCCUCCUUAAUCCGUAACAAGUUUGGAAGCGCGGACAACAUCAAUGCCCUCAAGGACUCCAUAGACGAGGGGGCGGGGGAAGAGGCUGGGAUGGGGGGACGGUCCCUGGGCAUGGUGGCCGCCCACUUACAGUCCAGCCCCAAGUUUGGUAGUGAGGAGGACUGUUCCAGUGCCACCUCUGGUUCGGCAGGAGCCAAUAGUGUGACGGGCGCUCCUGGAGGACCGCCUAGUUCGAAGGGAAAUACACUGGAGAGGGGGAGGAGUUCAAGUGUAGACAUGCUGUUCCAGGAGGUACAGGACCUGCGUGAUGCUCAAGCCCACCUGGAGGAGGAGCUAGAGAGCCUGAAGAGCGAAUAUCAUAGAGAAUACACAGUGGUGAUGCAGACUCUGCAAGAGGAACGAUUCAGGUGUGAGAGGCUGGAGGAGCAGCUUAAUGACCUGACAGAGUUACACCAGAAUGAGAUCCUCAACCUGAAGCAAGAGUUGGCCAGUAUGGAGGAGAAAAUAGCUUACCAGUCAUAUGAGAGGGCCAGAGACAUACAGGAGGCGCUGGAGGCCUGUCAGACCCGUAUCUCGAAGAUGGAGCUGCAACAGCAGCAGCAGCAGGUAGUGCAGUUGGAGGGUCUGGAGAACGCCACGGCACGGACUCUCCUCGGGAAGCUCAUUAACGUGCUCCUGGCUCUCAUGGCCGUGCUGCUAGUGUUCGUCUCCACUGUGGCCAACUGCGUUGUCCCCCUGAUGAAAACACGAAGCCGCUCUUUCUCCACGCUCCUCCUCAUUCUCCUCUUCGCCUUCCUCUGGAGACACUGGGACAUCCUCUCAGGACACCGCCUGCCGGACACACCCAGAUGACCUUCCUAACCACUGGAGUGUAGCAGAUAUGAUUGAUUGAUUGCUUGAUGUGGAGGAAGAGCCAUCUGUAUCCAAGCUAAGGAGAGCAUGAUGUAGAGUGGCAAAGAAAAACAACUCUGAUUUCAUUGGACUCUUUUAUGAGAAGACUUUACAAAUGUUUACAUUUUAAAGACAAAUU